AGGUAGACGCCCCUGCCUGAAUUGUGACUGGCUUACGACACUCAGUGAAGGGAAGGUGCUUCUGCAUGCGCUGGCAGUAGUCGGCUGCAGGAGAUCGAAUGCUGCUUUCAACACGUCGCCUCUGGGCUCGCAGGCUUACCACCCAGCUGCAGCAGAACCGGCAAACACAAACAGAAAAAAACAACAACACCACAGCGCAGCAACUUCCAACAGGAAUGAGGCUUCAAAAUGAAAAGCAAAAAGAUGAAACCUUUGGAAUAAAUCUCCACUCUUUCCUUAUUCAUUAGUGUAAAUUCAUUUAGUUGAAUUUUUCAAAGCCAGUGACUGAUGAAUAACGUUCUCUCCAUGGAUUAAAAAAAAAAAUUAAAAGAAAAAAACAUUCUGGACAGCAGACACUUCAAGUGAUGGUCAGUAAUUUAGGGCUGAGAUCUGGCGGAGUGGUCAGAAAGAGAGAGUUCUGAGGGUUUUUUCUCCCCUCUUUUCUGCGCUCUCUCCCUCCCUCUCUCUCUGCUCUCUCUCCCUCCCUUCUCUCCCUCUCCCUCUCUCUCUCUCUCUCUCCCUCUCUCUUUCUCCGAUCGCCACGGCAGCAGUGACUGCGGAGGAGAGGAGCUGAGGAGAGAAGAGAGGACAGCGUUCAUGCAUGCAGUGUGGGGGGGAAGACUCGCACUCCCGACCACUCCACGGAGGGGGAAAAAAAGACACCGGGAUUUGUCAGCUCUCCGGGUCUUUCAGACGAGGAUAACUACGGACGCUGUAAGUUUGCCAGAAUCUGCCAUCCACCAGAUUCACGGGAGACAGAAUUUCUUUUUCGCAACGGGGUAUUUUUUUCCCCAUUUUUUUUCUUUCUCUCUUCUUCUUCUUCCUCUUCCUCUUUUUUUUUUUAAGACUGGCACGUAAUUAGCGUCAGCACAAAGGGAGACGCUGAAUAGAGGUUGUCUGCCUCUGGAAAGGGGUGAGUGAGAAUCCUUUCAUAUGAGAUCAGUUCACGAAAAGCGCUAUUCUCCCCCCCUUUCCCUCCCCUCUGCUCCUGCUCUCUGUUAUCUAAAAUGAAAAAAAGAGUCUUGGCUUUUAUCCUCCUUAGUUCUUUUCUUUUUGUUGUGGCACGAUUCCUCUUUAAAAUAAAUAAAGGCUCAGAAGAAUAACUACAAAAAAAAAAAGCAAGAUUCCAGCCAGGGAUUCCAGGGAAUUUAUCUGGGGGAAAAAAAAUAAAAAAUAAAAAAAAACCACAAAAUGAUGUAGUAUCUGAAUGAUUCAAUGGACUUUUGCCCCACUACAUGCAGGAAUAUUCAUGCUAAUGGAUUUCCUUCUUGUGGGUCUGUACCUGACGUGGCAGUUGGGGAAGCCUGUCGGAUUGAUACUGUGCUCUCUGGGAAUGUUUGUGAGAAUGCUCCCGGCGGUGGAGGCGGCGUGCCCGCGGCCGUGCCGCUGCGACGGGAAGAUGCUGUACUGCGAGGGGCUCAACCUGACGGACGUCCCGCGCAACCUGAGCGGGGCGCUGGGCCUGUCGCUGCGGGAGAACGGCCUGGCCGAGCUGCGGGACGGACAGUUCGCCGGCCUGUCGCAGCUCACCUGGCUCUACCUGGACCACAACGGCAUCGGCGCGGUGGAGGAGGGCGCCUUCGAGAGGCUGCGGCGCGUCAAGGAGCUGGACCUCAGCUACAACCGCGUGGAGAGCCUGCCCAACUCCACCUUCAGGCCGCUGCCCAACCUGCGCAUGCUGGACCUGUCGCACAACAGCCUGCAGGCGCUGGAGCCGGAGCUGUUCCACGGCCUCCGCAAGCUCACCAACCUGGACCUGCGCUACAACGCCCUCAAGUUCGUCCCCGUCCGCAUCUUCCAGGACUGCCGGAGCAUGCAGUUCCUGGACCUGGGCUACAACCGGCUGCAGAGCCUGGCGCGGAACUCCUUCGCCGGCCUGUUCAAGCUCACCGAGCUGCACCUGGAGCACAACGAACUGGUGAAAGUCAACCUGGCGCACUUCCCCCGCCUGCUGUCGCUGCGCACGCUCUACAUGCAGCGCAACCGGGCCGCCAUCGUGGUGAGCACGCUGGACUGGACGUGGCCCUUCCUGGAAAAGAUCGACUUCUCAGGCAACGAGAUCGAGUACAUCGAGCCUCACGUUUUCGAGAGUGUGCCUAACCUGAAAACCCUGCACCUGGACCUCAACCGGCUCACGCACGUCGACCAGCGGAUAGUGAACUCCUGGGCGUCCCUGACCAACGUCGCCCUCUCUGGCAACCCGUGGGACUGCAGCAGGAACAUCUGCGCCCUGGCCUCCUGGCUCGGCGGGUUCCAGGGCCAGCACGACCCCGCCCUGCUGUGCUCCAGCCCCGACACGGCGCAGGGCGAGGACGUCCUGGACGCCGUCUACGCCUUCGGGCUCUGCGAGGAGCCGGCGGUGGCUGCGUCGGCGGCGACCACCACGCCGGCGCCCCACGCCAUCACCAACAACGCCGCCCGCGGCUACAGCUACGAUGGCCCCACCAGGAACCCGUACGACCUGCAGGACGUGGAGGGCGGCGGGGUGGCCACCAGCUCGUUCGCCGUGACGGAGACCGGGGCGGACCUCGACGGCACCAUGCAGAUCCACAAGGUGGUGACGGGCACCAUGGCGCUGAUCUUCUCCUUCCUCAUCCUGGUGCUGAUGCUCUACGUCUCCUGGAAGUGUUUCCCGGCCGGCAUCAGGCAGCUGAGGCAGUGCCUGGGCCGGCAGAACCGCAAGCAGAAGCAGAAGCAGACCAUGCAGCAGAUGGCAGCCAUGUCCGCGCAGGAGUACUACGUCGACUACAAGCCCAACCACAUCGAGGGCGCGCUGGUCAUCAUCAACGAGUACGGCUCCUGCACCUGCCAGCAGCAGCCAUCUCGAGAGUGCGAGGUCUGAGCACCCAGCGCCGGAGGGUGGGGUGGAGCAGGAGAGUCAAACGCACAGAGAGACGGGCCCGCAGAAACACACACACGCACACACAUACUCUCACACACACACGCAGAAACACACACACACACACAUACACUCACACAAACGCAAACAUAUACACGCCCAAACGUACGUACACACACACACACUCACACACACACAGGCACGCAGAAACACACACACACACACGCAUACUCACACACACAGACAGACACGCACACACACGCAUGCACGCACGCAUGCACACACGCACACGCACACACACACAAACACACGUACACACACACACACGCAUGUACACACAAACAAACUCACACACACACACAACAACACACACACACACCCACACACGUACACACACACUCACACACAAACACACACACACACGCACACACACACACACAUUCUGCACUGCAUCGCUGCGCACAGAACCGACGGAGACAGUGAACGUGGGGUUACUGCUGAUUUCCGAGGCCACAGCCUUCCAGCACCUGUUGACUCUGCAAACAGGAAGAGGGGCUCGUGACGAGGGAGGGGGGGGGGGCGGUCACACAAAGCGAGGAGGAUGUUUUAGCUUUAAUGUGUCUUUCUAUUCCGGAUGUUCUAGUGUUCGAAAGGGGACAUCAAAAUCAACGUUUUUACUGUGGUGACAAAAAGCAGAGGAAUCGGUAAAGCAGAGAUGCAAAGAGUGAACAGAGAUGCAAGCUACCUUAUUUCUUUUGUAAACUAAAAUGUUUAAAUAAUAAAAAAAUAAUUGUUAUUUACAGUA
Messenger RNA from Anguilla rostrata (American eel), 3683 nucleotides. Its product is annotated as leucine-rich repeat transmembrane neuronal protein 1-like. The transcript has a single exon. Gene Ontology annotation, cellular component: extracellular matrix. The record is from RefSeq and is a predicted model, not a curated record. NCBI's taxonomy places the organism in Eukaryota, Metazoa, Chordata, Actinopteri, Anguilliformes, Anguillidae. The coding region runs from base 1247 to 2881 and encodes 544 amino acids. Gene Ontology annotation, molecular function: protein binding.